AUGUCUUUCUUCGAAGAGGGCGCGGACUGGCCCCUGAGCUGCCGGGACCCGUCGACAAGCAGGAUGGUCUACCACGCCGGUCUCGACCUCGAAGCCGGUGUCGCGUCACCCCUGGGAGGCCAAAGUGUGUACGGGCGGAUGGACGAGCUCGCCCGGAUUCUGCACUUCCUCCUCGCCGGCGAUGGAAGGCUCCUGCGGCCGGUGACCGCAGCGGUCAUGUUCGAGCCGCAGCUGGAUGGGGCGUCGAGGAGGGCCCUGCUGCGCUAG
Messenger RNA from Colletotrichum navitas, 267 nucleotides. RefSeq lists its product as uncharacterized. Bases 1 to 267 code for a protein of 88 amino acids. NCBI's taxonomy places the organism in Eukaryota, Fungi, Ascomycota, Sordariomycetes, Glomerellales, Glomerellaceae. The record is from RefSeq and is a predicted model, not a curated record. The transcript has 2 exons.